This is a messenger RNA of Mangifera indica (mango), 923 nucleotides long. RefSeq lists its product as uncharacterized. Lineage: Eukaryota; Viridiplantae; Streptophyta; Magnoliopsida; Sapindales; Anacardiaceae. The transcript has 2 exons. Bases 119 to 841 code for a protein of 240 amino acids. The record is from RefSeq and is a predicted model, not a curated record.
UACAAACCAGCCUCAUAUCCUGUAAACUUGUGCUUCUGGUUGGUAAGCUCAGAAUCACCAAACAAAAAACCGUAAAAUAUUUUCUCCAUAGAAGAACUCAAACCAAGAUCCUCAACAAAUGGGUUGUAAGAUAAACUGCUCAAAUCCUCCAAUUCUAUGCCAAUUUAGCUCAAGAAAACCAAGUUAUAAAAUCAGCAUACCGGCUUUCUCUUCUUACAAUCCUAGCCAAGAAAACCCCAUGUACAGCACCACAACUACGCCGACUCGACUGCCAAAAACUGAUGCUUACACCAUUAGCUUCAAGACUCUUGGAGCUUGCAAACUUGGCAUCUCCAGAUAUCCGGACUUCGAAUACAACGCACAAGGUGGAGCCGGAACUGGGACUGGUACAAAAAAUAACACAGACGGCAACUUAAACGAGGAAAUUUCAGUUUCUUUUGACCUGAAAACUCUUUACAUCCCACCACUUACAAGUAGAACAACUAAGUUCUUGGGAUUGCCUUUGCCACCAUUUCUAAAGAUCGAAAUUGUCCCUGAACUCUUUCAAGGAAGCAUCAACCAAGAAACUGGCCAGGUUGACCUUGAAUUCACGGCGAAAUUCUGGUUUUCUGUGGGGAGUAUCUAUAAGGCGCUGCCAUUGCUAGUGAAGACAGUGCUGACAUCGGAGGAGUCAAAAGGAAAAAUCAGAAGUGGAAGAGGGGAGAGGUUGGAUAAAGAAGGGAAGUGCAGAUUGGUUGGGGUGGCAACUGUGGAUCCUAUUGGUGAUUUCUUCAUGGAUUCUUUUCUUAGCCUCCCAACUGAGUGCCUUGCUGACCUCAAUGCUCUCAUUUCCCUUUCUUGAAACAUAUCGAAAUGUAAAUGCAGAUUCUACACAUUCCCUGAUAAACACAAUGAGAAAAGAAUCCAAUCUUCUGUAGUAUAAA